This is a messenger RNA of Vicia villosa (hairy vetch), 863 nucleotides long. RefSeq lists its product as uncharacterized. Bases 112 to 501 code for a protein of 129 amino acids. Gene Ontology annotation, cellular component: nucleus; NuA4 histone acetyltransferase complex. Gene Ontology annotation, biological process: regulation of transcription by RNA polymerase II. Lineage: Eukaryota; Viridiplantae; Streptophyta; Magnoliopsida; Fabales; Fabaceae. The record is from RefSeq and is a predicted model, not a curated record. The transcript is spliced from 5 exons.
GAUGAAACACUAAAAACCCUAACCAAACAAAAAUCACAAAACCUCUGUUUUUUCCCAUAAUCUAUCAAGAAAAUCAGUAAUCUAUAACACUGAAUCAAAACGUAAGUUGCGAUGAGUAGUGGUGCAGGAGCUGUAAAGCCCAAAGAGGAGGAACAAGAUGGCAUGUCCGUCCAUUCUCCUUGCAAACCACCUCCUUCCUCCGCUUCCUCUCUCCCCAAGGAGCAAGCGCAGGUUGAAUUGGAACUCAGACUGUUGCAAGCUCUUGAAAUUUAUCCUCCAAUAAAACUUCAAGGAAUACAUCGCCACUUUGUCCUUUAUGGUUUGAUGGAAUAUCUAAAGAAGAGUUUCGACAGACACUUCUCUUCUGAAGAGGUUCUUCAGUUGCUGGAUCGGUUCUACAACUUAGAAAUGCUGAAAACAGACGAUGAAGAUAUCGAUAUGCUUAAUCACGAAGAAGAUUUCAGCCUGCCUCAGAGUUUCUUUGGAAAGGAAGAAUCUUGAGCUAUAAAUAUUUUCAUUUGGACUUCUGUCCACCCGCUGAUUUUGUAAAGUUCGUUGUUAAUCUAUUCUGUCAUGGUCUUCUCCCCUCAUUGUGUUGGAUUAUGCUUCGAAUUCGGUGGUGGUUCUUUUGUCUUUCCUGUUAAGUUGUGGUGGCUCUUAUCACGCACAUCUAUCAUGUUUUGUGCGGUGGUUCCGAGUAUUAUAAUCUCGGUUUGGGCUGCUUAAUAAUAUAUUUAACUGCAGUGAUUUGGAUAUAGAACAUUAAGACUUCAGGUAUAUUUAUCUGAUUAAGCAAAGGAUAUCGUAUUUUCAAUGUACUGGGAUGGAAUAUUUUUGGUGAUAAACACACCUCUUUCAUCUAA